This is a messenger RNA of Thunnus maccoyii (southern bluefin tuna), 1547 nucleotides long. RefSeq names its product sorting nexin 12 (gene snx12). The record is from RefSeq and is a predicted model, not a curated record. Gene Ontology annotation, molecular function: phosphatidylinositol-3-phosphate binding. The transcript has 6 exons. Bases 183 to 665 code for a protein of 160 amino acids. Gene Ontology annotation, cellular component: early endosome membrane; retromer complex. Gene Ontology annotation, biological process: endocytic recycling; late endosome to Golgi transport. NCBI's taxonomy places the organism in Eukaryota, Metazoa, Chordata, Actinopteri, Scombriformes, Scombridae.
CGCAGGGCGGCUGGCCCCCGCAAGAAGAGAGAGAUACAAGUCAGCUACUUCCCUAGCUGAAUCGAUCAGCUAUAGCAAACAAUUGAUGUCUUCAGAUGAGAUUUAAGAUUUUACUGCGCAUUUAGUUGGUUUGACGCUAAUUCGCCGUCGGUCGUCCCAAAAAAAAAUUACAACCCGACAAAAUGUCAGAGCCUGCGGUGGCCGACACUCGCCGGUUGAAUUCAAAGCCCCAGGACCUGACGGAUGCUUACGGCCCCCCCAGCAAUUUCCUGGAAAUAGACGUUUAUGAUCCACAAAUCGUUGGAGUUGGACGAAACCGUUACACAACUUAUGAAGUUCGCAUGCGGACAAACCUUCCCAUUUUCAAACUGAAGGAUUCCUGUGUGAGAAGAAGAUACAGUGACUUUGAGUGGUUAAAGAAUGAGCUGGAAAGAGACAGUAAGAUUGUAGUACCACCUCUGCCGGGUAAAGCCCUGAAGAGACAGUUGCCAUUCCGCGGAGAUGAAGGCCUUUUUGAGGAGUCCUUCAUUGAGGAGCGACGAUCGGGCCUGGAGCAGUUCAUCAACAGAAUUGCAGGUCACCCCUUGGCCCAGAACGAGCGCUGUCUUCACAUGUUUCUGCAAGAGGAAAGCAUUGACCGUAACUACAUUCCCGGAAAAGUAUGAAUGAAACAAUACAGACUGCUGCACCUGCUCCAUGUACAUUUAUUUCUACAUCAUGGCAUUAUAACGCUGGUGGAAAGUAUCAACGGUGUAGGAAAAACACAACUAUUGCUCCUGGACAAAACUAAGAGAUCCAAUGUAUAAAUUGUUUGAUGUUGUGUCUUUAUUCAGUCAUUCCACACAUGUACAUUAUUUUUGAUUCAGUAAUCCGUGAAAAGAAAAACAUGUUCAUAUACCAUUUUUCAUGUCAUCAUAGCUAGAUUUUUUUUUUUUUUUUUUUUUUUUUACAAUGAUUAUUAUGUUUUCUGAAUGUCUUUUUAAUUGAUUUGAUCAGGUUAAAAAAAUAGGGUAAUUUCCUGCUUUGAUUGGUGUUUUCUUUUGCUAGCAGAGGUGUGAUUUUGAUGUUAACCUCCCAAAGUCAAGCAACAUGUAGCAUCAUGAAAAAGACAGCGACACGUCGUUCCAUUCAGUAUUUAAAACAUUUUUCCCUCCUGAUUUUUAUUUUCACGACAUGCUCUUAGACAGGAUUGUUUCACAAUAACUUGUUUUAACUCUGCUGUCUUAGUUAUGUCAUCAUGCCUACAUUAUGGCUGUGUGUUGUCAAAUCAGCUAUUGGGAAUGUUCAGUUAGGUAAAUAACCAUAUCUAAGCACUGUGACAAGAGGUUCAUUAUAUGAACAAUAUUUCAUUGUUAAAAAGCGUAAUCAGCAUCUGGUUUAUUGAUCUUAAAUAAGGCUUAUCCUACGCUUAUUUUCAGCUGUUUUAUUCUUUCUAUCAAUAUUAUUGUGAAGUGUAUUAAUACAUGUUAUCAUUACAGUUCCACUAUGGGUGAUGAGGAAGUUCCUUGUUAAUUCUGUCCACCAAUUAAAUUUCCUGCUGCCUGCUC